Candidula unifasciata is the source of this 1104-nucleotide messenger RNA. Lineage: Eukaryota; Metazoa; Mollusca; Gastropoda; Stylommatophora; Geomitridae. The record is from the annotation of a GenBank genome assembly.
GGUGAAAUGGCAGUCACUCCUGCAUGUUUUGCACACUUUGUUAAUUUCUUGACACCAUUGGCCUCUGGGAAGCUGGUCCUAGCAUUAGAGGGAGGAUACAAUCUCAAGUCUUUGUCUGAGUCAGUUGCCCUUAGCUUAAGGGCUCUGUUAGGAGACCCAACUCCAAAGAUUGCACCAAUUUCUGCCCCAAAUCAAAGUGUUGUGGGAUCAGUGUUGAACUGCAUCAAAGUACUUCGCCCUUUCUGGCGCAGUCUAAGGUACCAGGAUUUUUUAGAAGGCAGGGAUGUUUGUGCUGAUAGCUACCCAUUUUCUGAAGUCUUGAAUUUUCCACCUGUGCAAGAUGUCAAGUUCUCAACACCAGAGUCCAGACCUGAAGUAUUUCCUCUCAUUCAAGAAUGUGCUGCUGAAACAGCCAUCAGUCGACUUGAAAGCUACAAUAGCUUAUUAGAUGACCUCAUUAAAAACACUUCACUGCUUUGUGCAGAGCACAGAGUGAGCAUUGCCAGUGAUAACAAAGAGUCAGCUUUACAUAGUUAUUUAACAAAGUCAACUGUCUGGUCUCGCUGCAUAUCUUUAGAGGAGCACUUACCAGGUUCUGCUGAUGUUUCUGACUGUGUGAAAGCUUGCAUAGACUCAAUAUUGUCUUACAAGGCCCAAAGCAGUGUGUGUCUAGUUCAGUCUCAUCAUGGGCACAAGAAUGGACCUACAAAUGGAGAAGCCCCUCACCAGGACACAAGUAUUGAUCUUGCUGUACGAUAUGCUGCCAGUAAUGAUCAAACAAAGAGAAUUCUGGUUGUUCAGCUUGGUGCAUCCCCUUGUAAUCAGCAGAUGUGUUGUACGGAGAACUCCAGCGUCCUUUAUGUGACUUUAGAAUCAGAAGGAAACAAAACCACAGACUCAGCCCACUGUUCAAGGGACACAACUUGCAGGGAAAAUCGCAAUGCUGACCCGACAUCUCAACAUGUACAUAUUAAUAUUAAAGAGAAUGCCAUAACCAACGGAGACCUGAUGUCAGUCUUGUUUCAAGUCAUCCUACCUGUAUCAUACGAGUUUUGUCCAGAUUUUGUCAUUUUCACAUGGAAAACUCCCUCUCCAGCAAAUGAG